Molecule: messenger RNA, 1176 nt
Organism: Naegleria gruberi
Lineage: Eukaryota; Heterolobosea; Eutetramitea; Acrasida; Naegleriidae
Exons: 1
Coding region: 1-1137 (378 amino acids)
Biological process (GO): biotin transport
Cellular component (GO): plasma membrane
Molecular function (GO): biotin transmembrane transporter activity
Source: RefSeq, a predicted model, not a curated record
AUGCAAUAUCUUGUAGUGUCCCCACUUGGUGAGUCAUUUGAAUCGUCAAGCAGAAUUGAUGAUUUGGGCAAGGAAAUUGAAAGAAAGCUUGGAUAUAAAGUUUCUCAGCAACAUCUCACCAUUGAAUCUGAAAAUAUAUCACAGAUUAGAAGAAGAAGAGGACAAGACCACUCAAUUGGUAGAAUUGGCAGCACUUCUACACCAAUGGUUGAAGAGGAACCUCCUGUGAAAAUCUUGGUCAACCCAAGUUGGUAUCCUUCAUUCUUGGAUGCAUACAUGGCACUCAUGCGUUCAGUUUUUGAUCUCAUUCUUAUCAAGAGUGAGAGAAGAUUUGAUCUUGUAAAAAAGUGGCAUUUGAAACUUGGCACAUGCCAUCCACUUUUGAAAACAAUCGUUUCCAAUGCUGUCGUUCCCUUCAUUUCCAACAUGUUGUUGGUUAUCUUUGGAGCAUGCUUGAUGGGAGUUUGUGCUCAAAUUUCCAUUUCACUCCCUUCCUCCAUUAGUGCCGUUCCAAUCACUGGACAAACUUUUGGUGUCUUGUGGCUUGGCUCCUUAACUGGUUUUGUCAUUGCUCCACUCAGUAUUCUCCUCUAUUUAUUCUGUGGUUCUGUUCUUGAUAUUCCUUGGUUUUCCAAUCAAACACAUGGAAAUCUGGUCUUGUUCCAGUCGAGUAGUAGUGGUUUCCUCAUUGGUUUUGUCUUUAGUGCACUGAUUUGUGGUUGGUUUUGCUCCAAAAUGGCUUCAGAUCGUACCAUCAUGAUGAAUCUCCUCAUGUUGUGUCUAUCGAAUGCUGUUACAUUUGUAUUUGGAUGUGGAUGGUUGGCAUUCGGAGUGCCAAAUCUUGGACUCUCUAAGGGAAUUGAGAAGGGUUUAGUUCCAUUCUUACCAGGAGAAACUAUCAAGAUUUCCUUGGUAUUGGUCAUGAUAAGAUUAUCAUGGUUUGUGCUCUUCCAAAUCAGAAAGGUGGUAUUGAAACAUUUAAUUGAUCAUGAUAAUGCAAAUAGUAAUAUUUCAAGUUCAGUUAAUGUUGAGGAAGGUCAACUACAGAUUCAAACUUCCACACCAAUGACAACUAUCAACGAAGAUGGGGAUGAUAAUCGCUGUUUGUCCACAUGCUCUAAUAUUUCCAACCAAUAAUUUUCAAAGAAUAAACGAAAGUUCCAUUUCCUUUUUUGC